Miscanthus lutarioriparius is the source of this 1044-nucleotide messenger RNA. The record is from the annotation of a GenBank genome assembly. NCBI's taxonomy places the organism in Eukaryota, Viridiplantae, Streptophyta, Magnoliopsida, Poales, Poaceae.
AUGGCAUGGAUUGGCAAUGAAUGGUCAGACGGGGUUGCUCAGCAUAGCCUUAUAGGAUGCUUAGCUUGUAACAGAAGGCACACAAGGCUAAUGGGCAUCGCAGAAUUCUUUCAGUGCAAAGGUUUGUUUGACACAUAUUUUGGCUUCAAGCCUUGUCACUCGUCCAAAGACAUUACAAUGUUAGUUCGUGAACAUGUUAAGGACGGAUGGAUGAGUCAUAUAAUAGAUAUCGAGAGUUAUUGGAGGUUCAGCGACAGCCGAGGCCAGUGGGCAGUUGAGCGCAACGGCGGUGAAGAAAUCCUUCUGGGGAGUAUAGAUAAGCCCUUCGACGAAAGCAUCAUUCUCUGGCAUGUGGCCACGGAUUUUUGCUUCCAUAAGAAGGGCACAUCUCAUGAUUUUCAAUGUGCCAGGAUGUGUAGACAAAUCUCCAACUACAUGAUGCAUCUAUUGUUUGCUAAUCCUGAGAUGUUGUUGCCUGGCAGCAGAAGGAAUUUGUUUACAGAUGCUUAUGAUGAACUCGAGGCCAUCCUCCAAGGUGAUGAUCUAUCACUGCUGGACGAAAGAGGACUUACACUAGGGAUAAUUAACAAGGCAGAGUUACCAGAAGGUUUUCUUCGAGACUCAUGGGUUCUUGCUCAAGAGUUGAUGCAAUUAGGUGAUGAGAAGAAGAUGUGGGAAGUAAUCAAAGCCAUGUGGAUUGAGAUGCUCUGUUUUUCUGUUGGUAGAUGCAGGGGUUACCUGCAUGCCAAGAGCCUGGGCUCCGGUGGGGAGUCCCUGUCCAUCGUCUCGCUCCUGAUGUCGCAUGCAGUACUGGAGACAUAUGCCGAGAGGCAACAGAGAGUGCAGCUUCGGCUUCCCAAAGAGGAGAGAGUGAAUAUUGCAAAACAAAGAAUACAAGGAGCUGCAAAGAACCAAGCUACUGGUGGCUCGUCGACUCCCCAAGGCAUGGUUCCUGUGAAGGAAGAAGAGAUUGCUACCACUCCAUUGGCUUCUCUUUUUUUUUUUUUUGGCAAACAUGCACCGGGACGCAAGCUUUUAAAAUAA